CAAGGAGGGAGUUUCUAAACAUGUGGAAGGUGUUUGCAGCAGUACUUUUACUUGCAUGUGUGGCAACAAAUGCACAGAAUGUAGAAUGGUGUGAGUGUGCUCUGUUCAGAGAAGAUGGCUUCUUGGAAAACAUUGAACCUAACCUUCAGAACCUUACAGGGGGAUAUGUCAACCUUGGUGGACGUUUACUAUGCAACAAUGGGGACUUAACUGCGUGUGAUCAAUACUGUCGACAACAGAUUAAAGGAGAAAUUAAUGGAAACUAUACAUUUUACACUCUUGUUGCAGAUGGAACAGAUCACAGUAAUGAAACAUAUGGCGACCAUAUGUGUGAGCGUGUUGAAGCUAAUGAUGCCACAGAAAUGCCUAUUGGUUUCCCAGGAUAUCCUGUGUUUGCAUUCUCCCGCAUGUUAGGUUGUACUGCACUGGAUCCAACAUGGUACACAUUCGCAGACUCUCAGUUUGAUCCGCCAAACAAUCUUUGUUGUAAUGCCGAUGCAACUUACACUUCUUGUGUUUGAUACAAUACAAUCCAAAUACAACUGGAUUGAAAUUAGAAAUCCUGUUGCUUUUUUCUCAGAUACAUACAUACAAAUUAUAAAAAAAAGAAAUUGAACUGGAAAACAGCAACUCAAGAGUAGCAAAUCCUACUGAACAAAACAUAUUUUAUUAAACACGUCAUAAUUUUGGACAUCACAUGAUAGAAUAACCUGAGGAAAUAAAGGGUGUCCAAAAAACAGGACUGUAAGAAAGUUAAAUAAUUCGGUCAAUUUUGCAUAUUUUGCAUUGAAAUUUUAGAA
Messenger RNA from Owenia fusiformis, 800 nucleotides. The record is from the annotation of a GenBank genome assembly. Lineage: Eukaryota; Metazoa; Annelida; Polychaeta; Sabellida; Oweniidae.